This is a messenger RNA of Sesamum indicum (sesame), 6949 nucleotides long. RefSeq names its product dicer-like 1 (gene DCL1). Gene Ontology annotation, biological process: siRNA processing. Gene Ontology annotation, cellular component: cytoplasm; nucleus. Gene Ontology annotation, molecular function: ribonuclease III activity; RNA binding; protein binding. NCBI's taxonomy places the organism in Eukaryota, Viridiplantae, Streptophyta, Magnoliopsida, Lamiales, Pedaliaceae. The record is from RefSeq and is a predicted model, not a curated record.
UUGCUGCUCCGGAUACAUACGGAUAGGGGCGCCCCAAUUGAUUUUUAAUCCGGGUCGGGUCGGGCGGGGGCGAUGCUACAGGUUACAGCAGUCGAGUCUUUUCCGUGCCGGUUGCUAAGAUAAGUCUGAUUGCCGGAGGUGGCAGUCAAGGAUUUUGGGGAAGUAAAGAAGAAAUUAGGGAUUUGAGUCUUGUAUGGAAGAAGAGAAGAGAAGAGAGAGCAGAGUGGCGUAAGAUAGACCGGUGGGGGGAGAAUCUUCGAAUCACCACAACUUGGUUUGGUUCUUGCUCCUUUUUCUCUUCGCGUGCUUCGUACGGUCUAUUUAACGCUUAUCUGCUUUCUCCCCUCUCUCUCUUGCUCGCUCUCUCUCUCUCUCUCUCUCUCUCUUUAUUUCUCCUACCCCUGUUUCAGUUCUUGCAGGAGUUGUCUCUGUUUGGAUUUCUAGUGUGUGAACUUAUCUGGGCUUUGAUCCUUUUUGCAGUAAUUGUAGUCUAAUUUGUUGUUGUACUGUUUAUUAUAGACUGGAAAAUAGAAGGGUUGUUUAUUCCUUUGUCUUUAGAAGUAAAGAUUCAGUAUUUGGGGUUAUUUACAGUUUAUUUGUUGCUUUACAUAUAGAGAAUGGAAAGGAAAUAAGAAUAAACAAGUUGUACUAUACUACUACUUUACUGGUUCUAGUUGUUUAUUCAGUAUAUUAAAGCAUUGUGUUGGCAAAUGGAUAAAGAGGAGGGUAGGGAUUCAGUUAAUUCUUGUACUCAUGCUGCUGAUGGCAGACCGUCAUACUGGCUAGAUGCCUGUGAGGACGUGUCAUGCGAUGAUUAUUUUGUUGACUUUGAACCUGCAACAAUUACUUCAAUUCCCGAACCGGAGUCACACUCUCAUGGAGGCUGCCAUGUCACUUGCUUUUUUGGUGGAGAUGAUCGGACUGUGGACAGCAUAAAAAAUGGCAACUCUGAUUUGCCUACUCAUACAAUCACUAAUCCGAGCAGGAAUCCACUUCAAAAUUCCUGCUCCUCUGUCCAGAAAGCCCUUGUGCAGGAUCAACACUCAGUGUCUAGGCCUGCAAUUGUUAAUUGCAAUGGCAAAAGGCCUUCUUUCUAUAGUAAUGGGUUCACGAAUGAAGAAACCGACAAUGGUAAAAUGCACCAUGAAUUUUACGACUCUGAUCAAAGACAUGACAAAAAGAUUCGUGGUAGGGAUCCAAAGAAGGAGAGGAGAAUUUGGGAAAGGGCUCCUGGAAGGAAGAGACAACGUGGUUGGGAUGAUCCAGAGACUGAUGGGCAGGUCAGAGACAAACUGAGGAGAAGAGAACGCUAUAGUACAGGUAGCUGGAAGGAGAGGGACUACAGAGAAGCCAGAGGUUACUGGGAGAGGGAGAAAGAAACAAAUGAAUUGGUUUUUCGUGUAGGUUCUUGGGAAUCUUGUAGAAACAGAGAUGAGAAGGUGAACAGUCAAAAAAGCAACAAAUGUACUGGAUCUUCAGAAGAGAAGAAAGAUGAGCCAAAAGAGAAACUUCCUGAGGAGCAAGCUCGUCAGUACCAGUUGGAUGUUCUUGAGCAAGCGAAGAAGAGAAACACAAUUGCUUUUCUUGAAACAGGGGCCGGGAAAACACUGAUUGCUGUCCUCCUUAUGAAAAGUGUUAGCACUGAAUUGCAAAAACAAAAUAAGAAAAUGCUUGCUGUCUUUUUGGUGCCUAAAGUUCCUCUUGUUUAUCAGCAAGCAGAAGUAAUCCGUGAGCGAACAGGCUAUCAAGUUGGCCAUUACUGUGGUGAAAUGGGUCAAGAUUUUUGGGAUGCGCGGAGGUGGCAACGUGAGUUUGAAAGUAAGCAGGUCUUAGUGAUGACGGCUCAAAUUCUUCUGAACAUACUUAGACACAGUAUAGUAAAAAUGGAAGCAAUCAAUCUCCUUAUUCUGGACGAGUGUCAUCAUGCUGUGAAGAAGCAUCCUUAUUCUUUAGUAAUGUCUGAGUUCUAUCACACCACGCCAAAGGAGAAGAGGCCAUCAGUUUUUGGGAUGACUGCAUCUCCUGUGAACUUGAAGGGUGUUUCUAGCCAAGUUGAUUGCGCAUUAAAGAUUCGCAAUCUGGAGAGUAAGCUAGAUGCUGUAGUUUGUACUAUAAAGGACCGUGCAGAGCUGGAGAAACAUGUACCAAUGCCUUCAGAAGUGGUGGUAGAGUAUGACAAAGCUGCUAGUUUAUGGUCCCUGCAUGAGCAAAUAAAACAGAUGGAACAGAUGGUUGAGGAGGCUGCUCGGUCGAGCUCCAGAAGAAGCAAGUGGCAAUUUAUGGGAGCCAGAGAUGCUGGGGCUAAAGAAGAGCUACGCCAAGUUUAUGGUGUGUCUGAGCGGACCGAAAGUGACGGAGCUGCUAAUUUAAUCCAAAAAUUGAGGGCCAUCAACUAUGCUCUUGGUGAACUAGGACAGUGGUGUGCUUACAAGGUUGCACAAGCAUUUCUAACUGCUUUGCAGAAUGAUGAAAGGGCAAACUAUCAACUCGAUGUCAAGUUCCAAGAAUCAUACCUACAGAAAGUUGUCUCUCUUUUGCAGUGUCAUCUAUCUGAAGGAGCCAUUUUAGAGAGUAACAUUGUAGGUACAGACACGGACAGCAGUGCUGCAGAUGCAGAAGGGAAUGGGUCUGAUGAGCUAGAGGAGGGGGAACUUACUAACAGUCAUGUUGUCUCUGGUGGAGAGCAUGUUGAUGUGAUUAUUGGAGCUGCUGUUGCUGAUGGAAAAGUGACUCCUAAGGUGCAGUCACUGAUCAAAAUACUUCUGAAGUAUCAGCACACAGAGGAUUUUCGUGCAAUAAUCUUUGUUGAACGUGUUGUGGCUGCUUUGGUUCUUCCUAAGGUUUUCGCAGAGCUUCCAUCUUUGAGUUUUGUGAAAUCAGCAAGUUUAAUUGGGCACAACAAUAGUCAAGAAAUGCGAACCAGCCAAAUGCAAGAUACAAUUGCGCGAUUCCGGGAUGGUCGUGUGACUGUUUUAGUUGCCACUAGUGUCGCUGAGGAGGGACUUGAUAUUCGACAAUGUAAUGUUGUCAUUCGCUUUGAUCUUGCCAAAACUGUAUUGGCAUACAUCCAGUCUAGAGGUCGUGCCAGAAAGCCUGGAUCAGAUUACAUCUUGAUGGUUGAGAGAGGAAAUUUGUCCCACACAGCUUUUCUAAGGAAUGCUAGAAAUAGUGAAGAGACUUUGCGGAAAGAAGCCAUUGAGAGGACUGACAUUAGUCAUCUCAAGGACACCUGCGGUGUAAAUUCUGGAGAGGCUAUAGUUGGAACUGUGUACCAGGUGGAGUCUACUGGUGCUGUUGUGAGCUUAAAUUCAGCUGUAGGACUCAUCCACUUUUACUGCUCCCAGCUGCCCAGUGACAGGUAUUCAAUUCUUCACCCGGAGUUUAUCAUGGAGCGUCAUGAGAAGCCCGGAAGCCCUACAGAAUAUUCAUGCAAGCUUCAACUUCCCUGUAAUGCACCAUUUGAAAAAUUGGAGGGACCUCCAUGCAGAUCAAUGCGCCUCGCACAGCAGGCUGUUUGUUUGGCUGCUUGCAAGAAGCUUCACGAGAUGGGAGCAUUUACUGACAUGCUAUUGCCAGACAAGGGAAUUGGGGAAGAAGCUGAGAAAGUUGAACAAAAUGAUGAAGGGGAUCCUCUUCCUGGAACUGCUAGGCAUAGAGAAUUUUACCCUGAAGGUGUAGCUGACAUUCUCCGGGGAGAAUGGAUAUUGUCUGGGAAAGGCUGUGAUGACUCCAAGUUGUUUCAUCUUUACAUGUACUCUAUCAAAUGUGAAAAUGUUGGCUUCUCCAAAGAUCCCCUCUUAACUCAAGUUUCAGAAUUCGCAAUAUUAUUCGGCAAUGAACUGGAUGCAGAGGUGUUAUCAAUGUCGAUGGAUUUAUUCAUUGCUCGGUCUGUGAUAACAAAGGCAUCACUUGUCUUUAAAGGGCCCCUAGAAGUUAGAGAAUCUCAGUUGGCAUUGCUUAAGAGUUUUCAUGUACGACUGAUGAGCAUUGUAUUGGAUGUGGACGUUGAGCCAUCCAACACUCCUUGGGACACUGCAAAGGCAUAUUUAUUUGUUCCUUUAGCUGGAGGUAUAUCUGCAGACCCAAUGAAUGAUAUAGACUGGGUUCUAGUUGAAAAUGUUACGGAAACAGAUGCAUGGAGCAAUCCCCUGCAGAGAGCUAGGCCAGAUGUUUACCUUGGCACUAAUGAACGGUCGCUAGGUGGAGACCGAAGAGAAUAUGGAUUCGGAAAAUUACGACAUGGCAUGGCCUUUGAACAGAAAUCCCACCCUACUUAUGGGAUUAGAGGAGCUGUUGCCCAGUUUGAUGUGGUAAAAGCAUCUGGCUUAGCUCCUAAGCGAGAUGCUGGCGAAGUGCCCUAUCAAGUUGAUAUAACAAAAGGCAAACUGAUGUUGGCUGAUUCCUGUAUUGAAGCAGAAAAUCUGGUAGGAAGAAUUAUCACUGCAGCUCAUUCUGGAAAGAGGUUCUAUGUAGAUUCUGUCCGCUUUGAUAUGACUGCAGAGAACUCAUUCCCAAGAAAAGAAGGCUACCUUGGACCUCUGGAGUACAGUUCUUAUGCUGAUUAUUAUAAGCAAAAGUAUGGGGUAGAUUUGAGGUAUAAACAGCAACCUCUAAUAAGAGCCCGUGGUGUUUCAUACUGCAAGAAUCUUUUGUCUCCACGUUUUGAACAUUCAGAAGGUCAUGAUGGUGAAUCUGAAGAGAUAAAUGAAAAAAUAUAUUAUGUUUUUCUCCCUCCAGAACUCUGUUUUGUGCAUCCACUUCCUGGAUCACUAGUUAGGGGUGCACAGAGAUUGCCGUCAAUUAUGAGGAGGGUCGAAAGCAUGCUGCUUGCUGUACAGCUUAAGGAUAUCAUUAGUUAUCCAGUCCCUGCUUCAAAGAUCUUGGAAGCCUUAACUGCAGCGUCAUGCCAGGAGACUUUCUGUUAUGAAAGAGCAGAGCUCUUGGGAGAUGCUUAUCUGAAAUGGGUUGUUAGUAGAUUUCUAUUUCUAAAAUAUCCUCAGAAACAUGAAGGUCAGCUUACUAGGAUGAGGCAACAAAUGGUAAGCAACAUUGUACUCUAUCAGUAUGCAUUGAACAAGGGGCUUCAAUCAUACAUCCAGGCAGAUCGAUUUGCUCCAUCAAGGUGGGCUGCACCUGGGGUGCUUCCUGUCUUCGAUGAAGACACCAAGGAAGAAGAAUUGUCAUUUUUUGAUCAGGAAGUCGAGUAUGAUGAGGGUUUGAGAAGAAAGAUCCAUGAUGAUGAGGAAUAUGAAGAAUAUGAAAUGGAAGAUGGGGAACUUGAGAGCGACUCAAGUUCAUACCGUGUGCUAUCUGGCAAAACUCUUGCGGAUGUUGUGGAAGCAUUGAUUGGUGUAUAUUAUGUCGAAGGUGGAAAGAACGCUGCAAAUCACCUUAUGAAAUGGAUUGGAAUUGAGAUUGAUUUUGACUUGAAAGAGAUAAAUUACUCAAUUAAACCGAGUACUGUCCCAGACAAUAUCCUGAGAACUAUUGAUUUUGAUGCAUUAGAAGGUUCCUUGAAUGUCAAGUUCACUGAUAGGGGAUUGUUGGUAGAAGCAAUAACUCAUGCAUCACGUCCAUCUUCUGGAGUGUCUUGUUAUCAGCGGUUAGAAUUUGUUGGUGAUGCAGUGCUGGAUCAUCUCAUCACACGGCAUCUGUUUUUUACAUACACUGAUUUGCCUCCAGGGCGCCUGACCGACUUGCGAGCUGCUGCUGUGAAUAAUGAGAAUUUUGCACGUGUAGCUGUUAAACAUAACCUUCAUUUACACCUCCGUCAUGGAUCAAGUGCACUUGAAAAACAGAUUCGAGAUUUCGUGAAAGAGGUUCAGAAUGAACUUUCAAAACCUGGGUUUAACUCUUUUGGUUUAGGGGAUUGCAAAGCUCCGAAAGUUCUUGGAGAUAUAGUAGAAUCAAUUGCUGGGGCUAUCUUCCUCGAUAGUGGAUGUAACACAGCAGCUGUAUGGAAGGUCUUUCAACCCUUGUUAAACCCAAUGGUUACUCCAGAAACGCUGCCAAUGCAUCCCGUUCGAGAGUUACAAGAACGAUGUCAGCAGCAAGCUGAAGGCCUCGAAUACAAAGCUAGUCGAAAUGGGAACUUGGCUACUGUGGAAGUAUAUGUUGAUGGUGUGCAGGUUGGGGUUGCUCAUAAUCCCCAAAAGAAAAUGGCUCAAAAGUUAGCUGCUCGAAAUGCUCUCGUUGCUCUAAAAGAGAAGGAGAAGGCUGAAGCCAAAGUAAAUGUGGACGACGAUGGGAAAGAGAAGAAGAAUGGGAGCCAAACUUUCACCAGACAAACCUUAAACGAUAUCUGCUUGCGCAGAAAUUGGCCGAUGCCCCUAUACAAGUGUGUGCAUGAGGGCGGUCCUGCACAUGCAAAAAGAUUUACAUUCGCCGUGCGUGUGAAUACUUCUGAUAGAGGAUGGACGGACGAAUGCAUUGGCGAACCAAUGCCCAGUGUGAAGAAAGCGAAAGAUUCUGCUGCAGUUCUCCUCUUGGAACUUUUGAACAAAUGGUAUGCUUGACGGUUCUUCUAAAGAAGCUAAUGCGUACAGGAUAUAUCAUCAACACAUCUACUUGCAACGUUUGAUUCUUCAUAAGCCCCAACAAAACUAUAGGAACUUGUAGUUAUCAUUUGUGAGGUAGUAGCUAUUCAUUCGAAAUCUAUGCCAAUGUUGCUUAUUUUUCCCUUUGAUCAUUAAAGAUCGGCAAGGCUCCGUCUCCGGCUCGAUGUGGAUAUGGUGAGGAAAGGAGGAAAAACCCAUAAAAAAAGAAAAAGGAACAAAAAAAACGGCAGCAUCAUAUUUUCUUCAGAUUUUCUAUUGUGUAGUGGAAACCAAGUAAAUACUUGUUUAGUUAUUAUUAUUCUUCACCAAUUCAAUUGGUGACAAAGCAAAACACAUUUCCUUUCUGCUUUUCUGCUCUCUUUAAUUGCCAGAUCUCACAGUUAAGCACCAUA